Messenger RNA from Cryphonectria parasitica EP155, 3302 nucleotides. RefSeq lists its product as uncharacterized. Gene Ontology annotation, cellular component: nucleus. The coding region runs from base 1 to 3039 and encodes 1012 amino acids. The transcript has 4 exons. The record is from RefSeq and is a predicted model, not a curated record. Gene Ontology annotation, biological process: DNA repair; DNA alkylation repair. Lineage: Eukaryota; Fungi; Ascomycota; Sordariomycetes; Diaporthales; Cryphonectriaceae. Gene Ontology annotation, molecular function: dioxygenase activity.
AUGUCUCUUCUCCCUAUCGACCCGGCCGACUUUCCGGAUGUCCCGACUCGAAAAGCUCUGCUGGCCAUAGACUUCCAGAACGACUUUCUCUCCGAGGAUGGUGCACUUCCUGUAAAGCAGCCCGAGGGCAUGGUCGACAGGGUCAUCGACCUGGCCGAGGCCAUCCGUGACUCUGGCUAUGGUGAGGUUAUUUGGGUACGCAGCCAGUUCGAGGCCAACCGUUCAGCAGGUGACCAGCAGAUCAUGGUCGCGGACACGCCGCAACUGCCCAUGAGGCCCGGGGCCGCUGCCGCUCGCAUACGCAAAUCGCCAUCCGCAGCCUCGCCUGUCGAGAACGACCCGGAGGCCUUCCUGAGCGUUGUGGGAGGCCAGGCUGGGAAGACCAAGCCCCAGUGCGUACGCAAGGGCACCCGAGGUGCAGAGCUGCUACCUCCCAUCGCCGCGGCCAAGGGACCAGGCGACUACGCCAUGACCAAGAGCUACUAUUCUGCUUUCCAAUCUGGGCAGCUGCUUGAUCUGCUGCGGAGGAAGUUUGCUACAGAACUGUACAUCUGCGGCUCCAUGUCCAAUGUCAGCGUGUAUGCGACCGCUCUCGCCGCCAGCUCGCACGGCUUCAGCAUCACCAUCGUGGAGGACUGCUGUGGCUACCGGAGCGAGAUGCGCCAUAUGAACACGGCUAGGAAGUUGAUGGAGCAGACCGGAUGUGAAUUCACCACAGCGGCCGACGUCAGAUCUACGCUCCUACCGGGAGCCCCUUCAUCAUCUAGGGAGCCCAGGGAGCGCAGUCCUCCACACCUUCUCUCCUCACUAGACAAACUGAAGCUAAGCUCCGAAUCUCCAGAGCCUGCCAAAAUCUCUCAGCCUGUCAAUGACACACCUGCCGUCGAGGUCAUCACACUGGAGCCCGAAGAUGACUCAUCCCAGCCCAAGGAUGAGCCGCCGCUUCAACCCGUGGUGACAGCCCAGGACGCCAAGGCUGGGGGCGCAGAUGCGCAGGAACAGAAAAGGGCUGAUCAUGACCUUGGCCGAGAAUUUGUCGUGCCAGAGCAGACAAAAGAACCCACCAAGGCUGGCGAAGCACCAGAACGUCUUGGCGAUAAAAAGAGCGGCGGAACCACGGCGAGAGAAGUAGCUGCACAAGGAAAUAGAUCCCACGUCUCAUCGACAGGGACCAACGAAACCGCAUCCACAGAACACGAGGCCGAUAACGCAAGGCCUCACGCGCCUCCAAAAAUGGAAAUCCUUAUCUCAGAAACCUUAUUGAUGAUGCCAACACCAGACGAUGUCCUGGAAGAAGCUCGGGUCCAUCGAUCAAAGACAGAUUUUCCGUCUGCAUCCUCAUUGAUCAACACAAAGCUCGCCACUCAGCAAGUCGGAUCCUCAGCAGACAAGAUUGCGCUCUGUGAGGGAGAUACGACUCUGACUCUGGACUUUCUCCCGCCAUGCCUCAUCGAGGGCCUUUUCGAGCGAUUGUGUUAUGAGGUGCACUUUAAGAAAAUGCUGCACCAAGGCGGCGAGGUGCCCCGCUUCGUCGCGGUCCAGGGUCAAGUUGAUGAGGACGGUACGGAGCCGGUUUACAGACAUCCCAGCGACGAAUCACCACCUCUAGCGCCGUUCACACCCGCGGUGGAACAGAUCAGAUUGCAUGUCGCUCGGACACUGGGCCAUCCAAUCAACCACGUUCUGAUUCAGUGCUAUCGGAAUGGCAACGACUACAUAAGCGAGCACAGCGACAAGACACUUGAUAUUGUCAGGGGUUCUUACAUCGCAAAUGUCAGUCUCGGUGCCGAGAGGAUAAUGAUCUUCCGGCAGAAACGAGGCGAGAGAAAGGACCCUACUCCGCCCUAUUCACAACGUCAAACUAUACGCUGCCCUAUGCCACAUAACUCUCUUAUCAAGAUGGGCCUCAUGACCAACGAAAAAUGGCUCCACGGUAUCCGUGCCGACAAGCGACCCCAAACUGAAAAGUCCCAGUCCGAGCUCGCCUGGAAUGGGAUCCGCAUCAGCCUCACUUUCCGCUUCAUCGGAACGUUUCUGACACGCCUUUCCCCAGGCGGCGCCGCCCUCAAAGAGCCACUUAUCUGGGGUCAGGGUGCGACCUCUAAAGUUCCCGAGACAGCCAGGCCAGUUGUCAAUGGGCAGACGCCGCAGGCCAUCCCAAUGCUCAAGGCUUUUGGAAAAGAGAAUCACAGUCCUUCUUUCGACUGGGAAGCAAACUAUGGGCGCGGGUACGACGUGCUGCAUAUGAAGUCUGCGCCACGUUACUUCGGGUGCGGCGACACGAUUGUUGAUGGCCGCGUCCGAAUUAUGCUGGCUGAGUGCGGCGUGAAGUAUGCAAGAGGUGAUAUUGGCUUCGAUACCAAGCAGAAGACUGGCAGCCAUAGCGGACUGCCGUUGGUACGUGGCGCCGAGGCCGGCGAGUUGGUACCUGUCAAGUUCUUGGUAGAUGAUGCGGAUCGCACUCCGGCGGUAGGCGACGCUGCUAUCCUCCUUUACCUCGACAUGAAGCACCCGAGGAAGAGACGCAGCGAUGGUGAGAUUGCAGACAUAUACAGCCGGUUCUAUGCUGCCCUUGCCCUAGAGCAGCGAUGGAAGCAGCUUUGGCACGCCGAGAAGUGCAGCGAGAAAGCCCAACUUAGAGAGGCAAUCGCCAGCCUGGUCAAGGCAGAACUUUCUUCGUUUAACAGGUGGGCAACGCCGCUGGCUGGCAGUCCUGGCCGAGAUGCAUUUGUGGGCAUCGCCGGUGGUGCAGAGCCGAGCAUUGCUGAUUAUGCGCUCUGGCCUGUGCUGCAUGACAUGGCUAUAGCGUGGAGUGUGGACCUGGGCUUCCAGGUCACUCCGGGCCGUUCUGUGUUUGGUCACCUGAAAUGGACGGCGCUCGAGAAUUACUAUGUCGACUUCGCAGCUAGGAAGAGUGUGAUGCAGGUCUUUGGGGAGAAGGUCAUCCCAACGCCUGAGCACAGGGACAAUGGGCCCCCGACCCAGGAAGAUGGCGCGACUGAUGCCGAGAAAAAGACGCAAGCCCUGAGCUAUACCUGAGUAAUAGGAAGUUGUCAGAUCUUGAGAAGGUUGGAGGAAGUUGGUUAAACGAUGGGAGCGACGAGAUUUUACGUUAUGAAACUUCACGCUGACAGAUAUUCGGGAAGGGAGAAAAUCCACAAUCUAACAGAGGGCAGUAUCACCAUCGGUGAACCCACGAUAGACAGCUUAUCGAGGUGAGCAUUCAAUGGUCGUAGGGGCACACAUAGCACAGGACAUACUAGCAUAGCGAUGGUAGGGAAUCAGAUUCUUAUUCUUUCUUC